Molecule: messenger RNA, 3061 nt
Organism: Capsicum annuum
Lineage: Eukaryota; Viridiplantae; Streptophyta; Magnoliopsida; Solanales; Solanaceae
Product: probable inorganic phosphate transporter 1-9
Exons: 2
Coding region: 1421-2989 (522 amino acids)
Biological process (GO): transmembrane transport
Cellular component (GO): membrane
Molecular function (GO): transmembrane transporter activity
Source: RefSeq, a predicted model, not a curated record
AUGUGAGUCCACUAUUUACCUGAGUACUGGGAAAACCAUGAAGGGGGCAAAAUUUUUAAGAAGUCAGCUACAUGAUAUCAAUCUAAAGCUGUUGAUAUCUCGAGUUAGCUCUAGUUUAUAAAUUUGUUUCAACGAAGUUUCUGCACAAAAUGCUCUGUUUUCUCAUAAUUGUCCGGACAAUGAGUUUAUAUGCUAUUUGGAAAGCACCAUCCCAUCCUGAUAUGGUAAAGUAUGUGAUCAACAACCCGAUGUAGUACAUUGUGUGUGUUAGUAUUUGGUGUUGGAGUCUUGUUUACGUGGGAGCGUAAUAGUCAAUAUUAGGUGGGGACAAUAAUUGUUAGGUGUGAAGUAAGGCGCAUCAGUAAGCAUAUAUACCGGCUGAUAUCAAGUAUUCACCCCAUAUAUAAUCUUAUACUUUGACCUUUCAUAACUAUUGGAAUUUUGUUUUUCUUUAUUAACAUGACAGAUGAUGUUGCUUGUACUAAAGCAACGACAAGAUUCUGCCUUUCCCAUCAUAGGCAGUUGGUUAGUUGAGGGUCCAGCUCUAAUUAAAGAAUUCACAAGUCAACCAACCAAUGAAAAACGUGAAUGUUUAAUAUUUGUAAAUUCCACAAAGUCGUCUACGUACUAUACUUCAGUCCGUGCAAUAAAAGAAAAUCGGUUUGCCCAGAAUCACGAGGUCUCAAGUUUAAUUUCCAGUAGAGACAAAACAGUACUAGUUGAUUUCGUCACAUCUGUCCUAUCCUUGUUGGACAGAGUUAUCUGGCACUAGUUAUUGGUACGAGGUGGCAGGUAUUCCGUGGAAUCAGUAAUACUACAAUUACAAGAAAAAAGAUCUAACACUCUUUGCAUGAGAUUGGUAAAAACUAAUGCCGAGAACCAUAAAUAAAACAUUUAAGAUAUCCGUAGAGUGAUUUUCUUCUAUUCAAAUCGUAACUGGGUCAAGCAUCAUUUAAUAUAGAGUUUGUUAAUACGAUGAUAUUAUAAUCAAGUUUCACAAUUAUUCGCAUCUUCAAUAGGUAUCAUCAGCAAGCCACACAUUUCUCUAGUAUUUUUUUCUAGUUCAAAGUCUUCGCUUGUCGCCUUCUCCUUCCUUUUUCCACGAAAUUGCUUUCCCUUUCCAUAAUGUCUCAAUCAUCCAUUUUCUUAUUAAACAAUAAAUUGAAAGUCCAUCAAUGUAGUGACCCAACCCGCCCCACUAGUGAUAUUGUCCGGUUCUGGGUCUAGACUCACACGGUUUUAAAACGUGUCACUAGGAUGUAAGACCUUCUUACUUAUAUACUUAGCCUCUCUGUUGUGUUGUGUUUUGUCUAUGCGAGAUUUCUUAUCUCCAAGUAGUCUACUACUACUACUACUACAUAUAUCCCAACUUAACAAGAAAAUUCAUUCUGUGUAUGUUCAUUCUUCUUAAACCAAGAAAAUGGCACUCAAAGUCCUUACUGCUCUUGACUCAGCAAGAACACAGUACUACCACUUCAAGGCGAUUAUCAUCGCAGGUAUGGGCUUAUUCACCGAUGCAUACGACCUCUUCUGUAUCCCUCCGAUCAUGAAACUCAUCGGUCGAAUUUACUACAGAUCGCCAACGGGCAAUGCUAACAAACUUUAUGAGGUCCCUCAGUCCGUCACAUCCGCUAUGGUUGUGACAGCCCUUUUAGGGACCGUUAUAGGUCAGCUAGUUUUCGGCCGAUUAGGUGACCUAAUCGGCCGACGCAAAGUCUAUGGCUUUGCACUAAUGAUCAUGGUGUUGAGCUCAUUUGGAUGUGGACACUCGAUAUGUGCGUCUAGGACUUGUGUUUUGCUAAGUCUUGGGUUUUUUAGGUUCUUGUUGGGAGUUGGUAUUGGUGGAGAUUACCCUUUAUCAGCUACAAUUAUGUCUGAAUUUGCUAAUAGGACAACAAGGGGUGCUUUCAUUGCUGGGGUUUUCUCAAUGCAAGGAUUUGGAAUCCUUGCUAGUUCAACUGUCACAAUGAUUGUCUGUUCCAUCUUUAAUCGUGCUUAUGGAGAAAAUAGUGAUAAUAAUACACCUCAUGAUGCUGAUUUGGCUUGGAGAAUUAUACUUAUGAUUGGUGCUGUUCCUGCUGGACUCACUUAUUAUUGGCGAAUGAUGAUGCCCGAGACCGCCAGGUAUACGGCGUUGGUCGAAAGAAAUAUUUCACAGGCAGCCAAGGACAUGGAAAAAGUACUCGAUAUUUCAGCGAGUCAAAUCGCUGAGGAAUUUUCUACUUACUCACCAAACACACCGCCCUCUAAUUAUUCCCUUUUCUCCAAAACUUUCAUUCAUGGCCAUGGCCUUGAUCUUUUUGCUUGUUCAAUCUCAUGGUUCCUAGUUGAUAUUGUUUUCUAUAGUAGCAAUCUCUUUCAAUCCCAAAUAUACAAAAGACAUUUAAGUGAUAAACACGAUGUCAGUGCAUUUAAAGAAGCUUUUGAAGUUGCAAGACUCCAAGCUAUUAUUGCAAUUUGCUCAACCAUUCCUGGCUAUUUUGCGACAAUGUACUUCAUUGACCGAAUUGGGAGAGUCAAAAUUCAAAUAAUGGGAUUUUUCUUCAUGGCCAUUAGCUUAUUAGCUAUGGGAAUUCCAUAUUACUCCUAUUGGAAUAACAAGAGCAAUGUAGGGUUCAUGUUUUUGUAUGGUCUAACCUUCUUCUUCUCGAAUUUCGGUCCGAACACGACUACCUUCAUCGUGCCCGCGGAGCUUUUCCCCGCUCGAUUCAGAACAACAUGUCAUGGUAUAUCUGGAGCCAUCGGAAAAUUGGGCGCGAUAAUCGGGUCGGUAGGAUUUAUAUGGGCAUCUCAUAGUAAAAAAGAUGGAUAUAGUGAUGAAGGAAUUGGAAUGACAGCAUCGUUAAUAUUACUAGCUGGAGUUUGUAUAGUGGGAAUGAUCACUACAUAUUUUUUUACUCGUGAGACUAUGGGAAGAUCACUUGAAGAAAAUGAAAAUAUUAGUAUCAAUGAAGGUCCACAAAAUGAAGUUGUUGGUGGUAGGGUUUGAAGAUCAUUAUUUUUUUCCACAUCUUGUGUUUGUUGGUGUGAAAAUAUAUACAUAUUUUUUCCCUUUCUUGUA